This is a messenger RNA of Belonocnema kinseyi, 1660 nucleotides long. RefSeq names its product arginase, hepatic (gene arg). The transcript is spliced from 8 exons. Bases 353 to 1363 code for a protein of 336 amino acids. The record is from RefSeq and is a predicted model, not a curated record. Gene Ontology annotation, molecular function: arginase activity; manganese ion binding. Gene Ontology annotation, cellular component: nucleus; cytoplasm; cytosol. Lineage: Eukaryota; Metazoa; Arthropoda; Insecta; Hymenoptera; Cynipidae.
AAAUUUGAAUCGCAGAUCGUAAUUGUUUUCAAAAACUUUCUCUAGAGGGACUCAAGACUAUAGAUUUUCUUUAGUGUCUGGAAGGAGUGUCUGGCAUUCUAGCAACGUAAAGAAGAUAAAUGUGAGAGAGAAAGAAUUAUGAUUCUGACGAGAGAUCCAGAAAUACGAAAAAGCAUGAGUCAUUUAUGGACGAAGUGAAAAGUUGAUCUUCAUCAAAUAUUACUCUGAAGUUUGAAUGAUAACAUAAUAAACGGUAAAAUAUUAUCGAAAUCAGGGUCAGGGGUCAGAGUGGUAAGCAGCGGGCAAUCUGCUUAUCGAAGAAGCUAUAGAAGAGAUCAGUAGUGACGAGAAAAUGUUUACCAAGGUUCGUUUGGCGCUCAGUAAAAUUGGUCAAAGGAAUUACGGAAAAGUCGGCAUAAUAGGAGUGCCUUUCGAAAAAGGACAGAAUAAGGAAGGAGUUGCAGAAGGCCCGGAUGUAAUAAGAGCUGCCGGACUUGUAAAAGAAUUACAGGCACUCGGAUUAGAUGUCAAAGAUUAUGGAAAUGUCUCAUACAAAACAGAGCCAAUUCCAGGUGUAGAUAAUAUGAUCCAUUUGAGUGAGGUAGCAGGAUGUACAAGUCGCGUAUCUGAAAUGGUUCAGCAAGCCUUGAAUGAUGACAGAACAGUCGUCACUUUAGGAGGAGAUCAUAGCGUAGGAAUUGGCACCAUUGAUGGACAUGUAAAAGUACAUAAAGAUGUUGCCGUUUUAUGGGUGGAUGCACAUGCUGAUCUUAACACAAACAAGACAAGCGACAGUGGAAACGUGCACGGAAUGCCGGUAGCUCUUCUCACAUCAGAAUUGUCCGAUUACUGGCCUCAUCUUCCCGGAAUGGAUUGGCAACAGCCCAUGUUGUCUAUCAGAAAUAUAGCAUACAUAGGAUUGCGAUCUGUUGAUCAGUAUGAGCGAUUGGUGCUUGAAAAGUUCGGAAUAACUGCAUUUGGCAUGGAAGAUGUUGAAAGAUAUGGUAUUCACGACACCGUUCAUAUGGCUCUUAAUAAAAUCGAUCCUGAUCACUCUAAAUCACUUCAUGUCAGUUUCGACAUAGAUUCACUUGAUCCUCUUGAAGCGCCCAGCACCGGAACUCCUGUACGUGGUGGUUUAUCUCUAAGAGAAGGGAUACACCUGAUGGAAGAAAUGUACAGAACACGCAGAUUAAAUGCAGUGGAUUUGGUGGAACUAAAUCCGCAAAUUGGAGAUGAGCGCAGCGUACAAUUAACUGUUGAGGCUGCAAUUCACAUAAUUCAAGCUGGAGUAGGCUAUUUGAGGCGUGGCUUAAAAGUUCCAAAAGGAAUUACGGAUAUGCCUUUACAGACAUUCAGAUAAUGCUGAAGAAAUAUUUUCCAGAAGAUUCUGGAUUAUUCCAAUUGUCAAGAAAUUUUGAUUAAAAUGCAAAUUUUUUUUAAGCCUCAAGAAGGUCCUAAAAAAUAUCUUUUGAAAACGCGAAGUUGAAGAAAAUAUUAAGAAUUUGAAGAAACUGUUAAAUUUUUAUUCUAACUAAGUGAAUAUUUUAAUUGUGAAGAUCAAUAACAAUUUUGUGAAAUAUAAUUUCGUGUACUUAUAUUCUAAUUAUUCAAUCAUUAUCAUCAGUGUACAUUAAUACAUUUAAACUUCAUUAUUAAG